Molecule: messenger RNA, 3763 nt
Organism: Orycteropus afer afer
Lineage: Eukaryota; Metazoa; Chordata; Mammalia; Tubulidentata; Orycteropodidae
Gene: ANKRD28
Product: ankyrin repeat domain 28
Molecular function (GO): protein binding
Source: RefSeq, a predicted model, not a curated record
UGUGCUGUUCACAGAGAAUGUUUUUAAGUGUUGUACAGAAGAGGAGGAAAAACUACUUGUGCUCUUCCUACUGUGACUUUUAUCAUAGAGCUUUGAAUUUAGUAUUUUAAAAGAGCGAAUGAGUCGAGUGUGUAUUGUUGUUUUGGAGGAGGUAGAAGAUGAAUCUCCUGCAUUCAUUUCUAAAUUGCCACAGGAAAGUAAAUGCCUACAUUCUCUGCCUUCUGGAAAUGUAUUGCCAUCACUGGUGCAAGCAAUAUUUAACGGAGAUCCUGAUGAAGUUCGUGCACUAAUAUUUAAGAAAGAAGAUGUUAACUUUCAGGACAAUGAAAAGAGAACUCCAUUGCAUGCUGCUGCCUAUCUUGGAGAUGCAGAAAUCAUUGAACUGCUUAUUUUAUCUGGAGCUAGAGUUAAUGCCAAAGACAGCAAAUGGUUGACACCUUUACACAGAGCAGUUGCAUCUUGUAGUGAGGAAGCAGUUCAGGUACUUUUGAAGCAUUCUGCUGAUGUUAAUGCUCGAGACAAAAACUGGCAAACCCCUUUACACAUAGCUGCUGCUAAUAAAGCUGUAAAGUGUGCCGAAGCUUUGGUGCCUCUUCUGAGUAAUGUAAACGUAUCUGAUCGAGCAGGGAGAACUGCGUUACAUCAUGCAGCUUUCAGUGGACAUGGUGAGAUGGUUAAAUUACUCCUGUCUAGAGGUGCCAAUAUUAAUGCUUUUGACAAGAAAGAUAGGCGUGCUAUCCAUUGGGCAGCAUAUAUGGGUCACAUUGAAGUAGUGAAAUUACUUGUGGCACAUGGAGCUGAAGUGACAUGCAAGGAUAAGAAGUCUUACACACCUCUUCAUGCAGCAGCCUCAAGUGGAAUGAUCAGUGUCGUCAAAUACCUUCUAGAUCUUGGAGUUGAUAUGAAUGAACCAAAUGCCUAUGGAAAUACACCUCUUCAUGUAGCCUGCUAUAAUGGACAGGAUGUUGUAGUGAAUGAACUAAUAGAUUGUGGUGCUAAUGUAAAUCAAAAGAAUGAGAAAGGAUUUACUCCUUUGCACUUUGCUGCUGCAUCAACACAUGGAGCAUUGUGUUUAGAGCUUCUAGUUGGCAAUGGGGCUGAUGUCAAUAUGAAGAGCAAAGAUGGGAAAACCCCACUGCACAUGACUGCACUCCAUGGUAGAUUCUCCAGAUCACAAACCAUUAUCCAGAGUGGAGCUGUAAUUGACUGUGAGGAUAAGAAUGGCAACACCCCUUUGCACAUAGCAGCUCGGUAUGGCCAUGAGCUGUUAAUCAACACUCUUAUUACAAGUGGUGCUGACACUGCAAAGCGGGGCAUACAUGGAAUGUUUCCCCUCCAUUUGGCAGCCUUAAGUGGUUUUUCAGAUUGCUGCAGAAAACUUCUUUCUUCAGGAUUUGAUAUAGAUACCCCAGAUGAUUUUGGCAGGACCUGUCUCCAUGCAGCUGCAGCUGGAGGAAAUUUGGAGUGCCUAAACCUUCUGCUGAAUACUGGUGCAGACUUCAACAAAAAGGACAAAUUUGGAAGAUCUCCACUGCAUUACGCUGCUGCCAACUGCAAUUACCAGUGCCUGUUUGCUCUUGUGGGGUCAGGAGCAAGUGUGAAUGACCUUGAUGAAAGAGGCUGCACACCCCUGCACUAUGCAGCUACAUCAGACACAGAUGGCAAGUGCCUGGAAUACUUACUAAGAAAUGAUGCAAAUCCAGGGAUUCGGGACAAGCAAGGAUACAACGCAGUUCAUUAUUCUGCUGCUUAUGGUCACCGCCUAUGUCUUCAGCUGAUUGCAAGUGAAACUCCUUUAGACGUUUUAAUGGAAACCUCGGGGACAGAUAUGCUGAAUGAUUCAGACAACAGAGCAACAAUAAGCCCUUUACACUUGGCUGCCUAUCAUGGUCAUCAUCAAGCACUGGAAGUGUUGGUUCAGUCUUUGUUAGAUCUUGAUGUGAGAAAUAGUAGUGGAAGAACACCCUUGGAUCUUGCAGCAUUUAAGGGCCAUGUUGAAUGUGUGGAUGUACUUAUUAAUCAGGGAGCCUCAAUCUUAGUAAAAGAUUACGUUUUAAAAAGAACACCUAUACAUGCUGCAGCAACAAAUGGUCAUUCAGAAUGUUUGCGACUAUUAAUAGGAAAUGCAGAACCACAGAAUGCAGUAGAUAUUCAGGAUGGAAAUGGACAGACUCCUCUGAUGCUGUCUGUUCUCAAUGGGCACACGGACUGUGUUUACUCACUGUUGAACAAAGGAGCAAAUGUAGAUGCCAAAGACAAAUGGGGAAGGACAGCAUUACAUAGAGGGGCAGUUACAGGCCAUGAAGAAUGUGUAGAUGCAUUACUUCAACAUGGUGCUAAGUGCUUACUUCGGGAUAGCAGGGGCCGGACACCAAUACACUUGUCAGCUGCCUGUGGACACAUUGGUGUUCUUGGAGCCCUUUUGCAGUCAGCAGCAUCUAUGGAUGCAAAUCCAGCCAUAGCAGACAAUCAUGGAUAUACGGCACUUCACUGGGCUUGCUACAAUGGUCAUGAGACUUGUGUAGAACUUCUUUUAGAGCAGGAAGUUUUCCAGAAAAUGGAAGGAAAUGCUUUCAGUCCAUUACAUUGUGCUGUGAUAAAUGACAACGAAGGUGCUGCAGAGAUGUUAAUUGAUACAUUAGGUGCCAGCAUCGUGAACACCACAGAUUCAAAAGGAAGAACUCCUCUCCAUGCGGCCGCCUUCACAGACCAUGUAGAAUGUUUACAGCUGCUGCUCAGCCAUAAUGCUCAAGUCAAUUCUGUGGACUCCUCUGGAAAAACACCUCUUAUGAUGGCUGCAGAAAAUGGACAAACAAAUACAGUUGAGAUGCUGGUUAGCAGUGCUAGUGCAGAUCUGACUUUACAAGAUAACAGUAAAAACACUGCGCUCCAUUUAGCUUGCAGCAAGGGUCAUGAAACUAGUGCCUUGUUAAUACUGGAGAAGAUAACAGAUAGAAACCUCAUCAAUGCAACCAAUGCAGCCUUGCAAACACCUCUGCAUGUUGCUGCCCGAAAUGGGCUAACAAUGGUGGUUCAGGAACUUCUGGGGAAAGGAGCAAGUGUGCUUGCGGUAGAUGAAAAUGGCUACACCCCAGCAUUGGCCUGUGCUCCUAAUAAGGAUGUGGCUGAUUGCCUGGCUCUCAUUUUGGCCACCAUGAUGCCUGUCUCAUCAAGUAGCCCUUUAUCAUCCCUGACAUUCAAUUCCAUUAACCGAUAUACCAACACCUCAAAAACUGUCAGCUUUGAAGCCUUGCCCAUCAUGAGGAAUGAACCUAGCUCCUAUUGCAGUUUCAACAACAUUGGUGGGGAACAGGAGUACUUAUACACUGAUGUGGAUGAGCUCAAUGACUCCGAUUCCGAGACCUACUAAGAGGCUGAGCCGGAGGUCUAGGAGGGCAUUCUGAUACUAAAGCUUCAGACUGUGCUUUUUCAGGAAAAAAGGCCCUUUCUUUUUCACAUGCAGAUUCAACCUAAGAGGAAAGAGCGCAAAGUGAACGAAUGUAAGAGAUGUGAUGACAUUAGGAAGAAGAGUUAUAAAGGCAAGUUUUGCAAAAGGAUCUUCUAGAAUCUUGAAAUAGACUUGACCAGAACAAAACACUUUGUCACAUUGCUUUGUGGAAUUGUUUAAUUUGGUUUUGCAGUGCCAGGAAUAAUUUAGGACACUGUGCACCCUAAUCUGCUUACACAAGAAACACUAUUGUAAAAGAAGAGAUAUGGACACUAGAUUUAAAUUUUCUCAAUUAAACUAUGACUAAAUUUAAAG